Penicillium longicatenatum is the source of this 1086-nucleotide messenger RNA. RefSeq lists its product as uncharacterized. The record is from RefSeq and is a predicted model, not a curated record. Gene Ontology annotation, molecular function: O-methyltransferase activity. Lineage: Eukaryota; Fungi; Ascomycota; Eurotiomycetes; Eurotiales; Aspergillaceae. Bases 1 to 1086 code for a protein of 361 amino acids. The transcript has 4 exons.
AUGGAAAGCUUGAUCACGAAGAUACAGCAGGAAGCUGCUUCGGCCAAUUAUGUCGAGCGCAAAAAGCUUCUAGACACUUUGCGGGACCUGCAAUACAGCAUCGAAGCCCCCGAAGAUGCCAUGCAGAGAGUGAUACACAUGAAUCUUCACUUCGCUUCAAUCCGCACAGCUCUUGACUUGAACCUUUUCAAUGAUCUCAUUGACAGUCGUAUUCUACGGUAUCUGGCGUCACUUGGAGUGAUCAAAGAAACUGGCAGAGACACCUUUACUGCGACACCAUAUACAUUCAAUCUAGCAAAGCCCGAGAUUCAAGCCGGGUUAUAUGUCUACUUUGACAUGUGCAACCAAACAUUUGCAGAAAUGCCCCGUUACCUUGCGGAGACUGGCUACAAGAACCCUACCAGUUUCACAGACGGGAUCUUCCAAAGGGCUUACAAAACUGACUUGCACACAUUUGCCUGGGUUCAUGGCGAUCCGGUAAGAAGUGCUCACUUCAAUCACUUCAUGAAAGCACAACGGGGGUCCCAAGCCAAAUGCUUCGGCUUUUACCCCUUUGAAGAAGAAAGUAAGGGCUGGCCAUCGAACAAGCCCCUGUUUGUGGAUGUUGGUGGCGGCGCUGGAUAUCAAACGGCCGCCUUCAAGGAGCAAUUCCCGAAUCUAUCCGGUCGUGUGGUUUUGCAGGACUUGCCGGAGCCAGUCGAGGACGCCAAAUCAGUCGUUCCAAGUGACGUCGAGCGAAUGGUGCAUAAUUUCUUCGAACCACAGCCCAUCAAAGGUGCCAAGUACUACUAUUUGCGAAUGAUCUUGCAUGACCAUACAGAUGAGAAUAGUAUGAAGAUCUUGAGUCAUCUAGUACCGGCUCUGGAGGAAGAUUCUCUUAUUUUGCUCGAUGAAAUGGUUUUGCCUACUGAGCAUGUGGACGAAGCGUCUACACAAAUGGAUCUGACAAUGAUGACGUUCCAUAGCUCGAUGGAGCGGUCGGAGGAACAAUGGGCGAAGCUUGUAGGAGCGGUAGGACUGAAGAUCAAAAAGGUGGUCAUGUAUGCGCCGGGUUUCAAUUUGGGGGUUGUUGCAUGUGGGCUCUGA